This is a messenger RNA of Cylindrotheca closterium, 1581 nucleotides long. The record is from the annotation of a GenBank genome assembly. NCBI's taxonomy places the organism in Eukaryota, Bacillariophyta, Bacillariophyceae, Bacillariales, Bacillariaceae.
AUGAAGGUUAUCUCGAGUUUGCUGAGCUUGGCUGCUGUCGCAACCAUCGUUCCCACGGCAGUGGAUGCUGCACGUGCCGACACAUGCGAGGAUCAAAGUAAAUGCAUUGACUUUGAGAUCACAACUCUGGGCGCAGACGCGUGUGGAGUUGGAGGGAACUGUACCGUUGAAGUUUGCAUGCGAAUCCAAGCUGGUUCCUCCAACAACUUUGGAACCUGUCCCAAGGAUGUCGGCGGUGGUGGUUUCAGCCAUGUCUGUAGUCAAACCGACGCCGGUGGCUGCCCUAACUGGGGCGAUCAAGCUGAGACUAUUCCGCUUUUGGGACAAAGCGAUGGCACUGACUGCACUCUCACUGGACACGGAUCUGGGGCACCUGCCUUUGGUGACAAAUGCAGUGGUGAAGAUACCAUCGUUAUGUGUCAAGAGGGAGCUCCUGGUGCUACUCUCUACUGGAUUAUUAAGGACGGACAGGAUACAGAACAGGAGGAUCCACAGACUCUUUAUCCCUUCAUAUGGCAUGACACUCACCAAUGUGGAGCCGAGGUGAAAUGUUUCAACUAUGUGUACAAGUGUGGCGAUGGCAAAUCUGACACACAGACAAAGAAGGAGCGUACCUGGACAUUCAAGAUCCCAGACAGCGAUGGAAGCGAUUGCGAUCCUUGCACAUUUUACCCACCCACUCCUACCCCACCAUCCCCCACUCCUCCAAUCACUCCUGAACCUCCAAUUGUCAGUCCUCCACCAUCACCAACCCCUGUCGCUCCUGUCGCGCCUACCCCAACUAUCAAUACAGUCCCCUCACCAAGUGGAGGAAACGGAGACCCUCACUUCAAGACAUGGAAGAACGAGCACUAUGAAUACCAUGGACAGUGUGAUAUGGUCAUGACCAAGGAUGCCAACUUUGCUGAUGGCCUCGGUCUUGACAUUCAAAUCCGUACCAAGCUAGUUCGUUUCUGGAGUUACAUCCGCAACGCCUCCAUUCGCAUUGGUUCUGAUAUCAUUGAACUGGAAGGAUCCAGCGAUUCCGAGGAUCAAUCUAUCCGUUACUGGUACAACAUGGAGUUCCAAGCUGAGAACGCCAACACUUUGGGCGGAUUCCCCAUGACUAUUCGUCGCAUCUACUCCAUGAUGACCAAGAUCGAAAUCGACUUGAACAGCAUGUACCCAGGUGUCACCAUUGAAAUGUCCACCUACAAGGAAUUCAUCAAGGUGGAGGUGAAGGGAGCCACAGAAGAAGCCUUUGGCAAUGCUGUUGGUUUGCUAGGUGACUUCAAGACUGGAAAGACCCUCGCCCGCGAUGGUGUCACUGAGUUGCACGACUGGAAUGAAUUUGGAAACGAAUGGCAAAUCACACCAACCGAUGACAUGCUCUUCCAUUCUACCGUUGAUCCCCAAUUCCCAGAAAGGUGUAUCGUUCCCGAGGAUCCUCGUGGAGAUCGUCGCCGCCGGUUGGGCGAGUCCAACAUCACCAUGGAACAAGCCGAGAAGGCCUGCUCCGGAUUGAAGGAUUCUUUGGACCGAAAGGAUUGCGUCUAUGAUAUCUUGGCCACUCAAGAUAUGGGAAUGGCAGGUGCCUUUUAA